UGUUUAAAUAUGAGAAUUUAUAAUUUUAUUCGUAAUAUUGACCGGAAUGAAUCGACACAAACAGAUAUGUGUCAUUGGUCGAACUAUUCCACUCGCUAAACUAGCACACCUGCAUAAACCUGUCCAGUGGAGUGGGCUUCUUAUUCCUUACACCGUUGACUUGUCUUUUUUGAAGCAAAUAAAUGUACAAAAAAAAAAAGUUGAAUAUAUACGUAAAUAAGCCACCACCAGCUCCACCGCCGCCCACCACCACCGCUCCACAUGUUGCUUCUGGCAUUUCCUCCACCCGCACACCGAAUCAAUCAAUUCCCCCCGCAAAGUAAAGUGGCCACCAAACGCCACCAUCGCUAACCCAAUUUCCCCAUCCUCCUUUCUAGAUCGCAGCACCCUCUUCUCUUCUCUUCUCUCCCAGAACAAAACAAAGAAGAAAUGUCCCCUCCUUCCUCUCCACCGCCGCUUCCUCUUCCAGCUCCAUCGCCUCCUCCCUCCUUCCCCAACAAGAAGUCUCAGCCCAUCCCUUGGACCCAACAAGAAACCCUCCACCUAAUCCUAUCCUACCAGGACAAAUGGUACUCCUCCAAGCGUCGGCACCUCAAGUCUCACCAGUGGGAAGAGGUCGCCAUCACCGUCGCCACCCGCUGCGGCUUCGAUUUCACCUCCCCGGAGGCCAAAUCGGGGACCCAGUGCCGCCACAAGAUGGAGAAGCUCCGGAGCAGGUACCGGGUCGAGCUCCACACCGCUUCCUCCGCCGCCCUGGGUUCCAAUUGGCCCUAUUUCACUCUCAUGGAUUCCAUGGAGCGUGGUGGCCCUCCCGCCCCCAUUUCUGCUCGCCCUCUGUCUCAGGUUGCCCGCCGGGAUCACGACGGACUGUCCGCCGCUGCAGCCACCGGAGGAUAUGGGAGCGGCGGCGACUACUACGGCGGCCAAGAUGAGGAAGGAGAAGGAGAAGAUUAUGAAGCCUACUACAACAGGUCCCGCAGCAUAAAUCACAUAAUACGGAAGCCUAGCAUUGUGAACAGGUUUCCAGGGAGCAGCAAUUUAGGGUUUCUUCAAGACGCGGCAGCUACGAUGGGAGCAAAGAGGAAGAGAGGGGAGGAAGAAGAAGGGAAUGAAAAGGGGUUUGGGUUGGUGGAUGAGAUAAAGACGUUCAUUGAGAAGAUGAAAGGGGUGGAGAGGAAGAAGAUGGAGAUGUUCAAGGAAACAGAAAGAUGGAGAAUGGAGAUGGAAAGGAAAAGGGUAGAGAUGAUGUUAGCUUCUCAGAGGAAGAUUCUUGACUUGAUUGCAGCAGCAGCAGCAGCUGCUUCUUCUGAGCGCUAGCUAAUUACAGUGGUUCUUCCUUGCAACUAAGGAUUGUACUUUCGAUUUGCACAAUCUUACUAGGUAACUCCAAAUAGUGAUUGAUAUUCUCUUCAUUUGUCUUGUGUUUUCAACAGAAGACAUCGUUAAUAUACGAAAGCUAAAUCAAAUCCUUGGUACUUCAUCGGACAUUCCCUUCAUGGAUUCAUGUACAAAAGUGAGAUCUAUUUGUAAAACUUAAGAAGUUUAGGUAUCUAAAAAAAAUAAUUUUAGAUAUUAAAUAUAAAGACCUCUUAAGUUUAGGUAGCAAACUGCAAUUUGAAAAUGGGUAUGGGUAUAAAGUAUAAACCAAAUUCAUGGAUUAAAAAUGGGUUAAUAUUUUCGUAUGGCCUGAACUUUGAUCAAAAUAAACAUCCUGGCCAAUUUUUUCGAUCUAUAACAUCCUGUCCCGAACUAUACACCAAAAUAAACAAUUUGGCCAAACCCGAUGCUUGACCGUUAACUUGGACGGUCAAACGCGUUGACUAACGGUCAACGCGCCACGUCACUGCCAAAUUAGAAGAUUUGAUAAAUAUUUAAUUUUUCUUGUUUUUUAUUUUUGGUUUAACUAAGGUAUUAGAUGAUUUUUUUAAUUUAUAACAGUUUAAAAUUAGGGAAUGUGUGGAAAUUGUGAAUUAUUUUAAAUAUUUUAUGCUGACUUGGCAGUGACAUGGCGCGUUGACUAACGGUCAACGCGUUUGACCGUCCAAGUUAACGGUCAAAAGUCGGAUCUGGCCAAAUUGUUUAUUUUGGUGUAUAGUUCGGGCCAGGAUGUUAUAGAUCGAAAAGAUUGGCCAGGAUGUUUAUUUUGGUCAAAGUUCAGGCCAUACGAAAGUAUUAACCCAUUAAAAAUCCACCAAUCCAAACAAAUAGGAAUGACUUAUGAGUACAAACUACAAACCUAUCAAACUCUACCCAUUUACCAUCUAUUUGGAUCGCAUAUAAAACCCGGUUGAACUCUACCCAUUUACCAUCUAUUUGGAUCGCAUACAAAACCCGGUUGAUUGGAUAGUAAAAUACUCAUGCAUAUGGACAAAAGUUUCAUCCCUAAUCUAGUCGCUACCGGCCAGACAAGAAGAUCGAUUUGCCCUGUAACAAAGCCAACCUAAACAAUACACGAAGGGUGAAGAAAACUAGGAAGACAUCUCAAAAUACCUGAUAUAAAAAAAAUUCUCAAAAUACCGCACUACUAUGGCUCACCAACAAAGUAAGUAGUUCGCUGCAUAAAAAAGAUAUGAAUUAGGGAGUUCUUGGAUGGAUUAUCAAAUUUUAAAGAUAUAACGCUAUUUAAUUCGGACGAGUCUAGUUAAUAAGAUGAAACUAAAGGCGUUUUGCCUCAUGAACUUUGUACUGCGCAUAUCCUUCCACUAUUAUUACGAGAUAUUAGGAGCACAAAUCCCCUUACUGUACAAUUUGGACUUGGUACUAAGAGUUUGUACUCGUCAUGUUUGGUAAUUAUGACGCGAUUAAGCGGUUUAUGUGUUUAUCUUACUAAACCAAUCAAUCGCAUGUCCAUGUACAUUACAAGACAUUUGUAGCACAAAUUCCCCUUAUUGUACGAUUGGACUCGGUACUAAGAGUUCAUACUCGUGCAUGUUUGGUCAUUAUGACACAAUUAAGCGGUUUAUGUGUUUAUAUGACUAAACCAAUCAAUGAUCACAUGUCCAUCAACAAUACGAGACAUUUGGAGCACAAAUCCCCCUUAUUUUAGAGGGUCGACUUACAGGUCAUUUCAGGUUAUGAGCGCUCUCGGAAACACUAUCAAACAUGCUUCAUAUUUUCUUAAAGAACAUAAAGUUUUACAUAUGCAUGACAAUAGUUUACCUAACACAUGUCAAUUAACAUAUUCUUAAAUCCUUCCAUGCUUAUGAAAUGAAAUGCAAAUUGCGGA
Messenger RNA from Linum trigynum, 3226 nucleotides. The record is from the annotation of a GenBank genome assembly. Lineage: Eukaryota; Viridiplantae; Streptophyta; Magnoliopsida; Malpighiales; Linaceae.